AUGGAGAGGUUUUUUAAAUCUAUACCAAAAAGUAUUGAAACAAGAACUGGUUCAGCGUCUGAUGUAAGUACUGUUGCACAAAAGAAAAGUCGUGUCGAGUUUGAUCCGAGUGAUAUCAUUGCCGACCCAGGGCUUCGAAAACCAAUCGAGGAAUAUGACACAGGAACAAGAGAUCAAGUAAGGAGAGAGUAUUUGUUAAUGGGUCCAUGUCAACCAGUUGGCCACAAUUUUCCUAGAAAACAACAAGGAAAAGAUUUGAGAAGCUUUAAAGAAGUGUGGUUUCAGAAAUUUGAUUGGUUGGAAUAUAGUAUGGAGAAAGAUGCAGCUUAUUGUUUUUAUUGCUAUCUUUUUAAGCAACCAAGCGGUGAUAAACUUGGGAUUGAUGCCUUCACGAAGACAAGGUUUAGCAAUUGGAAGAAAGCAGUGGAAGUUUUCACUGAGCAUGUUGGUGGAGUUAAUAGCAACCACAACAAUGCAAGGCGACAUUGUGAGGAUUUCAAAAAUCAGAGGCAAAGCGUGUCGCAUAUAUUCUCUUCUCAUAGCAAAGAAAUGGAGGUUGCAUAUAGAGCUCGUGUCACUGCUGUUUUACGUGUUGUUAGAUUUCUUCUGUUGCAAGGUCUUGCUUUUCGUGGACAUGAUGAAUCUUCAAGUUCUACUAACAGGGGCAACUUUUUAGAGAUGCUGAAUUGGUAUGGAACAGAAGUUGAAAGUGUUGGUCGUGUGAUUAAUGAAAAUGCUCUUGGAAAUAAUCAAAUGACCUCUCCACAAAUACAGAAAGAAUUAGUGAGGGCUUGUGCAGAAGAGACCACGCGGGCUAUUAUUAAUGAGAUUGGAGAUAGUCAUUUCUCUAUACUUCUUGAUGAGUCUCGUGACAAAUCAGUAAAAGAGCAAAUGGUUGUGAUUGUAAGGUUUGUGAAUAAGCAAGGUCGAGUAAUUGAAAGAUUUCUUGAUGUUGAACAUGUUGCUGAUACUUCAGCCCCUUCAUUAAAGACAGUUUUGGAUGGAUUGUUUGCCCGUUUUGGUUUAUCUAUUUCUAGAUUGAGAGGGCAAGGAUAUGAUGGAGCUUCUAAUAUGAAAGGGCAAUUUAAUGGGUUGAAGACAUUAAUUUUGAAUGAAAAUCCAUUUGCUUUUUAUGUCCAUUGCUUUGCCCGCCAAUUACAGUUGGUUGUAGUUUCUGUUGCGAGGAACAUUUUGGCUAUUAGUGAUUUUUUCAGCUAUGUCACUAUGAUUGUGAGCAUUGUGGGUGCUUCCUGUAAAAGGAGAGAUGCAUUGCUUCAGAAGCACCAUGAUAAGAUUGUGGAGAAAUUGGAGAAAGAUGAGAUCUUUUCAAGAAGAGGCCAACAUCAAGAGACUAAUCUUGCAAGACCUGUAUUAGAGGUGUUAGAGAAUGUGUGUAAUGAUGGAAAUGUUGUAGAGCAAAGAGGCACAACAUCGGGUUUGAUACAAAGGAUGGAGAGUUUUGAAUUUAUAUUUAUCUUGCAUUUGAUGAUCAAAGUACUGGGAUUAACUAAUGACUUGUCAAAUGCCUUGCAGCAGAAAGAUCAAAACAUUGUUAAUGCAAUGGGGUUGAUUGUAACUAUGAAAGAACUUAUGCAAGACUUGAGAGAAAAUGGAUGGGGUACAUUUUUGGAAGAAGUCAGGAGCUUCUGUGUUGAAAUGUCAGUUUCAGUGCCUAAUAUGGAAGAUAGUAUACCAGUUCGAGGCCGUUCGAGACGUGGAAGGCAAUUGGUUACUUAUUACCAUCAUUAUCAUGCAGAGAUCUUUAUUGCAGUGAUUGAUUUACUUACUGCUGAGAUGAAUAACCGAUUUAGUGAAACUUCUACAGAGUUAUUAAGAUGUAUUGCUUGUCUUGAUCCAAGAAACUCUUUUUCCAGAUUCGAUUAUGGUAUGCUUGUUCGACUUGCUUAG
Messenger RNA from Dioscorea cayenensis subsp. rotundata (Guinea yam), 1908 nucleotides. RefSeq names its product zinc finger MYM-type protein 1-like. NCBI's taxonomy places the organism in Eukaryota, Viridiplantae, Streptophyta, Magnoliopsida, Dioscoreales, Dioscoreaceae. The transcript is spliced from 2 exons. The record is from RefSeq and is a predicted model, not a curated record. The coding region runs from base 1 to 1908 and encodes 635 amino acids.